AUGGAUAGAGAUGAGCACAAUCUACCACAAUCCUCUCGUACCGAAAAUUCUCAACAACUAGGAGUUGAUACAAACACAGAAUGGUUGAUGGAUGGUCAGCCAUCACCAAGACGUGUUGUUACAGCCCCUACUAGUCCAUCUACAGCAUAUACAACAGAUAGAGAAGCUGUUUUCCGAUCGGGCAGCGCUACAGUCGCUGAAACACAUUUAAUUCGAUCAUCAGGAUCGCAAUCACAGUCAUUUACCGAAGAGCAUUGGAGUAGUGAGAUUACAAGCUUUAUUGCUGCUGCUCCACCUAAAUUCAUUCAAGUUAUUAAAGCGUACAGAGUGCUAUCUUCAGACACACCAACACUUGUCGUAGAAGUUGCUUCAGAUCCUCCAGCCAUUUUCGAAUGGUUCUGCAAUGACAAGCCAGUUCAACAGGACAGAAGAAAGUUCCAAGUUCGUCAUGGCUUGAAUAUAACAACAUUAACAGUCACGCAACCUGAUCAAGGAGUUUACAAAUGUACAGCCAGAAAUCCAGCUGGAUGCAGCACCAGUUAUGGAUAUAUCACUGUAAACUUUGAACACCGAUACGAAGACUGGAGUGUUUCAUCUGAUCAAACAGAAGUUAAAAAGGAAAGAAGCAGCUCAAUAACUCACAACUUGGCACCAAGAUUCAUCAACCAAGUUCCCAACUUGACAGUACCACCAGGACAAGAAGCCGUAAUUGACGUCGUUUGUGAUGCUAACCCUCCGGCCAGAUUUGCUUGGUUUGUCAAUGGCAAGGAAUUCAAAGAGAAUACCAAUGUGGUGGACAUAUUCUAUCCAGAAGAAAACCGAUGCGUCGCUCGUUUCCAUAUCCCAACUUCUGGCGAGUAUAAAGUUGUAGCAUCGAACGUUCAUGGUACAGCCAUGAGUUCUGGCUUUAUCGAAAUUUAUCAAGCUAAUCCUACCAAACAAAUGCGUCCACCUCUUGCUCCAGGUGAGCAAUUAGCUCGAACUGUUAUGACAUCGAGCCAACAAGCAGGACAAACCACAACAGGAGAACACACAACUUCCACACAUCAGUCUACAAGUGUGUACGAAGUUAACUAUACCCAGAGAUCCAGCAGUGUCCCAAGAGGUGUUAGACAUCUCGAGCGCCACUUUGAGAUAUCGAAAUCCCCCGAGAGAACUUUGUCGAAUCUACAUAGAUCAGACGCAUCUACAGCAACGACUCAACGGAUUCCUCGAUCAAUGCACAAGACCAGGAGCGAAGGAGGAAAAUAUCUUCCUCAUCCACCAAAAUUCCUUACUAAACUUCCUGAAACCAUCACAGUUCGUCCAGAUGAGAAGCUUGUCCUUUCCGUCGAUGUCAGUUCUAUCCCAACAGCCGACUUCAAAUGGGAUGUGAAUGGCUUCGAGGUGAAACAAUCGAAAAACGUCACUCUCCUGAACGAACAGAAUCGUUCAACUCUAGUUGUCAAUCCUCCUGUCAAACAAGGAAAGUAUAACGUCAUCGCCACAAACGAUGUUGGUCGUGAUGCUUUACUUACUCGAGUAACUCACAUUGUCACGGAAACUGUAGAAGAAAUUCAUUCCGAUAUUCGCAUUUCAACGCCAUCUCCACUUCCUGUUGGUCCAGAAGUAGUAGAGUCAGCCGUGACAGUCACUAGUGCUCCUGAGAGCGAUUGGGAACUGAUAGAUGAUAACCAUUCUAACAAUUCUACAACGUCUUUCGAAACAGUACUGAAAAGACAAGAAAUUAUAGCAGUUAAAACCGAAGAAACCUUGAUCACAACAGAAGAAGACGUUGUUGUGGACAAAUCAUUGGAGCAAGCAGAGCAGCCUAUAGUAGAUCAAACUUCUGUGAACACAUCGUACACCAAACGGGUAAUUAGGACUGGCCGCCCUGAUGCUGUUCCAAGAAAACCAACAUUGUCUAAGCCUACAAUCCAGAAAAUCCAUGUGAAUCGAGGCGAAAAACUCAUACUCGAAUCUAAAGUUGACUCUGAUCCUUCGUCCAAAUUCGAAUGGUAUGUGAACAACUUUGAAGUGAAGAGUGGUCAAUUCAUCAUUAUUGAAAAUGUAGAUGAGAACCAUAGCCGAGCAACAUUCCUCAAACCUAUAGCUGGUAACUAUAAAGUAAUUGCUCGAAACGAAUUUGGACAACUUGAAUCUGUGACGAAAGUCACUACUGAAGUUGUCGAAGAGGAAUUUAUGGAGAAAAGUACAGUCACGACUACCAUUACUAAACAUCCAGAGCAACCUUCGAAUAUGUACAAACUUGUACGCAAACCUCAACAUGAAAAAGCAGGAUUGCCAAAAGCACCGGCUUUCUUACAGCAACUCCCUGCCAUUCUGAGGAUCAACGAUGGAGAAGAUCUUCGGUUGAAGGGUGUUGUCUCUGCUAUCCCUCCUGCUAGUUUCUUGUGGAGGCUUAAUAAUUUCGAAAUAAAAACUGGACCAAACACUCAAAUUCUGUUGGAGCAAGAAAACUCAACUGAGUUGUUCCUAAAGCAUGCAGGACCUGGAAGAUACGAGAUAAUGGCAACGAAUCAAUUAGGACAAGCAAGCUCACAAUGCAAAGUUAUUGUGGAGUAUGAAGAUGUCCAUCAACAGAAAGUGAAUAAUCCUCCAGUAUUCAUACAAGCUUUGCCAACAGAGACUAUCGUUGCAAGUGACGAGACUCGUGUUGUCGUAACCGUUUCCGGUGUUCCUCCUAUCAACUUCAAAUGGUUAGUGGAUGGAAUACCAAUUGAAAACGAUAAUCGAAUUACCUCUGUGAUCGAAGGCAAUCGAGCUAUACUUAUUUUGAAGAAGCCAUUAGAGAAUAACUCGCUAAUUGAAGUGAUAGCGAGCAAUUCGUUUGGAGAAACGACAGCCCAAACGAAAACGAUUACACAAGAUCGCCAACCUGAACAAACGUUGAAGCCAGUCGAGGAUAGAGCUCCAGUGUUCGCCAAAGAAUUGGUGGACAUGGAAUUACUUGAGAACUGUCCACUUGUGUGCGGAGUUGGUGUGGAAAAAAUCUCGGAUGCUUGCACUUUUUACUGGACACUCGACAACCAGCCAAUCGAUCCUUCUACGGGCUAUGUCGUAGAUUCUACAACACAUGAGAGCAUUUUGACGAUUGAACGCAUACCUGUGACGGUAUCUGGUGCUCUUUCGGCAGUUGCUCAGAAUGAAUUCGGAACUGCCGUAACAACAGCAGAACUUAGCGUGCAGAAAACUGAAGAACCAUUUGAGAUGGUUGCUCCAGAUAUUCCAGAAGAAUGCGCACCGAAAAUCUUGGAGCCCCUUCAUUCAGCUUCAUUCAUGGAUGGACAACCUAUGGUUUUGAGAUGCAAGAUUCACGCUUCUCCUUCUGCAAUCAUUGUCUGGUCCAAAGACGAUGUCAAUGUGGAGGAGUGGGUUAUAAACAAGGAUGUCUUUACACAGAUAUUACCUGGAGGUAUAUGUGAGUUGGUUAACCCUGAGUGUUAUGAAGAGGAUAGUGGCGUCUACAAGUGUCACGCUUCCAAUCCUCAUGGGACUGCUGAAACCUCGGCUUAUAUUGCAGUUGAAGGUGCCACAUACCAUAAGGACAGAGAAGAAGCUUCAAUGAGCGAAUCUAUGUCAAGCGCGAUGGUUGAUGAAUUUGUGGCGGACGGAGAGAAAAUUAUCCUUCCACCCAAAUUUGUUGAGAGCUUGACAGCUGAGACAGAUGCUAUCCAAAACUUGAAUUAUAUCAGAAUAGUAGGAAAAGUUACAAGUGGUAGUAAUUACACCGUGACCUGGCUCAAGGAAGAAGCUCCACUCGCUGAAAGUGAAAAAUAUGAGAUUUACCAAUUCGAUGAUGGAUCUCAGAUACUUACUAUCCAUUCACCUGGGCAAGCGGAUGAAGGUGUCUAUACCUGCAAAGUGGAAUCGGAGCACGGACUCAGCAGCAGCAGCUGUGAAGUGCGCCUUCCAUCUGAGAUAGACAAACUUGAAGACCUGGAAAUGCCAUCAACGAGCCCAUCACCUGAAGAAACUCAAGCGGAUAUUGUUCUUGACGACACUGUACUUGUUGAAUUGACAAUACCUCAAGAGGUUCCAUCAUUGAAAGCUGAUGAUCGAAUUGAUAGAAUAACAGAAAUUACUAAAAACGAAGAAGAAUUCAAACUGCUUGUGAAAGUUGCUGAUACCGUGGCUAGUACUCUUGUCGCUAAUAUUAUCGUAAGCGCAGUACGCGAAGCUGCUCGCAUAAUUGCUGAUGAAUCUUCCGAGGAUGAGGAAGAUAAGUUAGCUGCAGAGCAGAAUAGUGCACCACGUUUCGAUACGUUGGUGGAAGAGUAUGUGGCUACGGAAGGAGGAGCUAUUCGCAUCAGUACAACAGUAGGAGGUUAUCCAACUCCAUUCGUUGAAUGGAAGUUCAAUGGACAAAAAAUCAAUAUCACAGAAAAACUCAGCAUGUCUUACGAGAAAGGCAUCGCAUCUCUGAACAUGAAAGAUUUGCAAUUAGAUUCGGGUGGAACUUACUAUUGUCAUGCUACGAACAUGCACGGAACGAAAAUUUUGGAAACCCGCUUGAAAGUAUUACCUAAAGCUUCUGAUAUGAACAUUAGAUUCUCAUUAGCUAACUACGAUAAGCAAGAAGCAAACGAGAAGGUGAUCACCAAUGUUUUCGCACAUAACACGGAGGACAAUACCGAACAGAACAUCAAAAUAUUAGAAAAGCGACGGGAUAGCCAAUCAGCUUUGAUCGUUGUUCCUACAAAAGAGAAGGAACAAGAUGAAUCCAUAAAAGCAGAUGAAUCCGCUGAUUCUUAUGAGACAGCCCGUCAGGAUGAAACUCAAUCACAAGCUCUUCCACUUGAUAUAGCAGCACAACAAGUUCAAGAGCAAUCUACUUCUUCGGUUCCUAUGGAUAGUAUAGAAUCUAAUGAGAACAAAGCCAUUGAAAUAGUCAUCGCUCCGCCGGAAAGCGGAUCUUUGGCUGUUCAGGAUGUAGGAAAACCACAGUUGCCAGAGGAGAUAGUGGCACAAGAAAUUGUGUCAAAUGUCAUUCAGGAGCUCAAUGAGGAUGUUUUGAAGAAAGCAGCAUCUCCACUCACCUCAAAUGAGAACGAAAUGAAAACAACUCCAACUGAGCAGCUUGUUGUAGAACAACCUGAUUCAAUCAUUGAAGAAGAGAAACCUGUAGAACAACCUGUAACAAAGGAGCAGAAGGUGGAGAGUUUUGAUGCAACGACGUUAGAGAUUGUAGAGAAGCCUGUCAACGUCAUAGACAAGGAUGUUCAAGCCGCAGCAGAGAAAUUCGCUCAAUCGUUCACCGAGAGUGUAAUGAAUCAAGCUGCGGUAGUACUCACAGCUCCGUCCCAAGAGGAAAAGAUUUCUACGGAAAUUUCAAAAUCCAUAAUUCAUCUUUCAAAGGAUGCUGAAGAGGAACGAAAGAGUGAGACUAUGCGAUAUGAUGAGAAGCUGAAAGUUAUAGAAAAUCGCCUCCGAUGUGCCUCUUCACCUGAUCUUACUGCUGAAGAAGCUGUGAAUAUGGUUAUGAACACAGUUCUUUCUUUAAAAGAACAACAUCAAGCUGAUACUUUGAUCACUGUAGAUGUUAGAAACCCCGAUACGGAAUUCAGUCAUGUUGUAACUGUAUACGAGCCCUUAGCUCUUCAAUUGAGCCAUCGUUUGAAUGCAACAACGAACGAGCUAAAAUUCAUCGACCUAGAAACGAUAUUACAAAAACCUGGUACAUCUUCAGAGACAACCCAUGUCGUCGAAACUCUAUCAUCGAAAAGAGCUUUGGCAGAACAUAGAAUAGUUGUCUUAGAAGGUGUUUCCAAAAACUUCCAAGAUGCUAUGACAUGGAGUUUACGCAAGGUCAAACGACUAGUUGACGAAGAAGAAAGUACAAACGCCAAUAUUGAAGUUGUACAACCCCAAGACGAAGCAACUCAAGGAACCACAGUGGUAAUUCCAGAACAAAUCAUUCCUGAUUUGCUGCAAGUCGCAGCAGCCGCUAGUAAACUGAAACUUGAAAAUGUGACAGUUAGCUUAGUAAAACAGGGAGAUGCAUCUCAUCAAGAGCUGAUUAUCGAAUACGAAAGUCAGUUAGAAGAUGAGGCAAACUUAGCUGUCUCCCAACUGAACAGAAGCCGACAAACUUCGGAAACGAGAGAAGAAAAGUGGUCAAGGCCCACUAGAUACUCUGAUGAGAACGAUCUGAAUGUUGUAGCAGUUUUUGUUGAAGUUGAUGCAACAUGUCCAGAUCAAAGCGUCGAAAUUGUGGCUAGUGUGAACAUGCCAUUAGACAGUAUUCCAGACGGAGACAGUCCAGGAAACCCACAAGUUGUUGAUGUACGAGAGCCGAGCGACAGUGCUACGGAAUCUUCAAGUACUGGCCUACAACCACCAAAGUUCUUCCGUAAAUUAGAAGACUGCAAGGCAGUUGUAGGAAACCCCGUACAGUUCAAGUGCAUUGUCUGCGGAACACCAACUCCUGAAAUUUUGUGGACUGUUGAUGGAGACGUCAUCGAAGCAAACCAAGAGUACACGAUAGUUUUCGAGGACGGUGUAUCGAUUCUUCGAAUCAACGAAGUGUUGUCGGAAGAUGAAGGAGAAUAUUGCUGUAUAGCUACAAACAAUGCUGGUUCAUCAACUACCAAAUGCUUUUUGAAAGUAUUCAAUGAACAGGAAGAUGCCAACAGCUGCGAGAUUUUCGCUAAUAGGUACCUUGAAAAUGAUAACGAUGCUCUUUUCGAGGAGGUGCAACAGAAGGCUGUGCCUAUAGAACAUCCAAAUACAACAGCUCCAUCAGCAUUUCUUCUCGAAACAGUUGAAAAGCCAGUUGCAGCUUUACGAACUACAGCUAAAUUCAACGAAGAUCUGAAGGAGAUGAGUUCUUUCUAUAAAUACCCAGAGUCUGGAGAAAUAGCAGUGAAGGUUACUGAACUAAUUCAGGAAAGCCAAGUGCAAGGUGACUUCCAAGUUCCACGAUCCAAAAUCCCACCUGUUCCACCUCCGAAGCCUAAGCUUCGUCGAGAUGACUCUAACUCUCUGAUAAGUACCAGUAGUACAAAUCUAUUCUUGCAGAACUCCAAUGAGAACUCAUUCUCAUCUAAUAUCAAUCUCUUAGAGAAGCACAUUACAGCAGAAUCUGCUAGCUUCCAUACAGCUGUAUCCAUGACUGAGAGUGCUCAGUUCAACAAAGAUUUUGAAGAUCCAUUCACAGACGAGCGAAUCAAGUUAGAAGAGUUAGGUACUUCUCCUCCUGAGAACCAACUGUAUGAACCUAGAACACCUUUACUGCCACAGAAGAUUCGUUACAAGGGACAAGAUAUUGGAGUCUUUGUGAACGAAAUAGAAUCGAAUGAUAACGAGAAUCAAAGCAAGAAAAUCUUAGAAACAUCCCUGGAGUUCAACACCUCUCUUCAUACGAAGAAAGUGGUUUUACCACAUGAUGAGCAUACCAAUGUUUCUUUAAACGGACCAGCUGAAGCCAAAAUUGCUGAGAUCAAGAUUGCUGAGGCCAAGAUUGCUGAGGCCAAGAUUGCUGAGGCCAAGAUUGCUGAGGCCGAAGUUGAAGAGCCCAAAAUUGAAGAGCCCAAAGAAUCAUUGAAGGAUAAGAACCUAAUGAGUAGAUCAGAAUCUAAAUCAGAAAGUUCAGGCUCUGGUACUAGUAGUCAACGUAAGCCUCAUGUGCCUGGUGGAGGUAGAUCGGAAAAAGAAAAAACAGAUACUAUGACCAACGAACAGAAACAGAACUAUAAGGACAAAAUGAGAGAAAUUGAGAAGAUUGCUAGACAAGUUGAGCAACAACUCAGUGAGCUGAACGUACGCCCACGAGUUUCCAAUAGUAGCGAACUGAGUGACGAUGCGAAAGAAAUCGAAGAAGCCAUCCUCAGAAUGUCUGAGCAACUUGUAUAUCACAGUCCCAUCACAGAAGCUCAAGCUGAAGCAAGUGAAGAACUGAUGCGAACAACGUUAGCUGAUAUGAUUUUAAAUCCAAAUCAGCACCGAUCAGAAGAAGCGGAAUUGAUGAAAACACCCAUAAGAAUUCUGAAGAGAAAAAUCUCUGACAUAGAAAACUCAUUGAUGGAGGAUGUGGAGCUUUGUGGAAUAAAUGAAACAACUGAAAUCACAACAACUUCGCCAAGUGGAACAGCUACGACAGUUGUAAAGGUACCUAUUAAAACCAAAAGAGUGCCAAGUGCAGAGCUGAUCAGAAUGACACCACUGACCACAGAUAUUCGAGAACAACUCACAACUCUGGAAGAUAUGAUAAACGAGCACAUAAACAGCGAGUCCACUUCAUCUGUUAUCCCUGUUGAUCCAACGAAAACGCCAGCUGAAGUGAGACAAGAACUUCAUGACAUUUUUGUUCAGAUCAAUAACGAAAUUUCGGUUAUCCGUGGCUACUGUAAGAAGAAGCUAACCAAGAAGGGCGCUGAUGCCGUCAUGCAGGUACUGGAGAAAGUGAAAAUCCAUGUCACGAGCAUAGUCAACAUUAUGGCUUUGUCCAAACGGAGAUGUAAGAAGAUGGAGAAGAAAAUGGAAAAAAGACUUGAAGCGGCAGCCCCACCCGAAACCGGAAAAACGACAACCGUAAAAGCUGGCUCUAAAGCAGUUCCAGUAGUCGAAGUGACACUACCAAAAGAACCUGCAAGUACCAAUAUUCAGUUUAUGUUCACCAAGCCUGACAACACUGAAUCGAUUGAAGGUAUACUGAUCUUCAAACAAAGUUCAAUGGAUCGGUCAAGCAACAUUCAAACAUCUGCUGCUGGUGAUGUUGGUACGAAAUCUAAAAUCAGUACUCCAUCAGUAGGCAAAAUAGAAGAAGAAAUUGUAGAAACUCCAGUAGCACCACCGCGAAGGAAAAGAGAUACGUCUAGAACACCGAGAAAAGAGGAACAACCUGUUGAACGGAAAGCGCUGGAAGAAGCCAAGAAAAUAUCAGAAGCUUCUCUGGAUGAUCUUCACUCUCAUGUAUCUCUACGAUCUAUGACACUGCCCAAUUACGGACGCACGAAACAGAAAACUCGUGAUCCUGUCGCUCCUCCGAGACGGAGAAAAGAUCAUUCCCAUGAUGUGAACUUGGAGAAAUCAAACGAUGAGCCAAGACUCAUGACGCAUAGACAUACUUCACUGGAUAGCCGUGAUAUGGAUCGCGAGCUCUCAGGAAUGUCUUCGUCACAGAAGGUUUCGACAACAAAAGCAUUCAAACAAUUUACUAAUGCUCUGGGCAAGCUCAAGAACUUUAACUUCCCUAACCCGCUCAAAAAGAAAAACAAAAAUAGAGAAUUAGAUCGUGAACUUCUUAUCCCAUCUUCUGAUUUCACACAAGAACAAAAAGAUUCAUCGGAGCCACUAACUACAGACGAUCAAUCACAAGACUCUCCGCUUGAUGAUAAUCAAGAACUAAGAGGUGAAUUCACGUUCAAUGCUGCAAAUACUUCAACUAGAAUUCAUCCUUUAGAACGCCCAUCGGACCCUCUAGUUUAUGAACUAGAACAUCAAUCAGAAGCAUCCAACUUGAACAGAGCUUCGCCCCAUGAAGAGGUUAUAUAUCAUGAUGUAUUCUUAGAAAAACCCGAAGAAUCUGAUUUGGCUAUACAGUUAUAUACAGGCGGAUAUUCUGACCUUUCGCAAUUCGAAACGCCAAUUUUAGAAAGAGGAGGAACGCCAGAAUACUCUGAUCUAGAAGAUGAAGAAAACGAUAGAACGGAAGCUGAGCUCCUUGAACAACUGAGAUCAAUGAGCGGAGAUCCACCAGUUGAAGACAUGAACACAGCUAACAUCGAUUGCUCAGCUUAUAUAGUGAAAAGUCAACAUGACGAAGCUCAUCAACUGGAUGAUCAACCAGUACUUCAAUCUUGUGUUGAUCCUGAGACUCAGCUGGAAAUUCCACCUGAUGUUCAGUCGAAGGUGUCUAAAGAAGAGUUUAUGGAAAACCCACAAACACAGAAGACAUGGAGCGAAGAUCAAACUCAAGUACAUAUAUCGAUGGCAUCCAUGGAAUAUGGAAAUGCUUGCACUACGGAAAUGUCCACCGAGUCAGAGAUGCCCAUGUGUCAUCACAUGAACGUUGACUGUUACAUUCCAGCAGAUGACACGAACUCUGUUCAAAUGCUGUGUGAGGAAUCAGAUUAUGCGACAGACACGGAUACAUCAUGCAUGCUCAAAGGAACCAUACAGUUUUUCAACAGAUACUCUACGUCUUCAGAUUUCCGAUUCCCAUCAAAUAUGAGCUUGAACUCACUUAAACCAUUAAAAGAAAACUUAGCUGAACUUGAACAGAAGACCGAAGACAUCGAAGUGAACAUUGAGCUGAGGUCCGUAGAUCCUGAUGAAAUGGCAAUGGACUGUAACCAAUCAGAGGCUCAGUUCUCGGUAAACGAUUACGUUCUGGAAGAAUCUGAUUUAGACUCGAGAUCAGAGGACCGCUUACCUCCUCCUCCAACUAAAGUCGGAUCAAACCUCUCUACUAUAAUGGAGAGAAGUAUAGAAGACAGCACCAAGACGAGAAGUGAAGAAGCUGAUUUGAACCCAACAGAACCCAUUUCCGAAGAGACUAUUCAUUUUGUGGUAGAUGAAGCUCAAUUAAGUCAAAUGGCAUCCUCUCUGAAAACAGAGGAUUACGAUCGCCCUCUUAGUUCUGCGAAUACCAUGAGAGAAACAGAUAUUUUAAGCGACGAAUCAAUCGUCACUGAAAUUGAACAAGCCAUAAUUGAUUACGUAGAAAACGAUUUUGAGUUUUCUCAAAUACCAGCUAAACGAGGUCUUAUAGCAACAGUUUCUCAAGAUGUGAGGCAGCGGAUAUCAGCGAAUGUUGCUGCAGACAAUUCAUUUGAUAUUGAGAUAACGCAAGAGCCUGAAAUCAUGGGACUGACCAUCAAAGUCAUUGAAGAUCAGAUUGACUUUACCUCAUUGACUAUUCUGGCCAAUUUCGAGAAUACUGACUGCUCAGAACAUUUGGCCAUAAUGAAAGAAUUUGAAGAUUUUACUGAAACUAGUUCGUUCGACGAGUACGAAGGAGAAGACAGUAAAACUGGUAUUACCGUUUCAAUCAUUGCGAGAAGCUUACAUGAUGGAAUUUAUGCCUCCCUAGAGGAAAUUCCGUGGGGUGAAGCACAAAUAACUCUGAAAGAAUUUGAAAUGACCCGUAGUUGCGACAACUCCUUACAUUUCAAUGUGACCGUCUCUGAAGCCACUGCUGAUGAGAAGAAGUCUUUAAGAUCCCAGGCAUCAUUCAAAGAAUCACAAAACUCCAUUUCUGAAAUAGAGAAUACGCUUAGUUCCGGAAGUAUCAAUAUACCUAGCUAUGUGAUCAAGCUCGGAUCAACAGCUACAAUAACCUGCGAGUUGAAUAAUUAUCUUCCGCCUAAUAGCAUUAUCGACUGGUACAAAGGAAAGGAGCCUUUGCGAAGAACUGCUGGCAAGUUUGAUCGCAUCAGUCAUGAUCUCCUGGAAGUUCUCAUAAUCAACGUCGUUGAAAUGGAUGACAACGAUUUAUACAGUUUGAAAGUCAACAAUGAUAUCUUCCCUGUUGCGUUCCUCGUUAUUGAAGAUCCUGAGGCAUUAUCAGUAUUUCUAACGCCUCCACAGACACAAUUCGUAAUGGAUGGUCAGCCGACCGAACUGGCUGUACAAGUAUCAGAAAGCAGCGACUGCCAGCAGAUAACAUGGCUGAGGGAUAGAAAACCAUUGAAAGUUAAUAAAUCUGGAAGAAGUAUAGUGUGUUCUCCAGAUGGCUGGAAUCGCUUACUUCUCGAAAAGACAUCACUAGCUGAUCAAGGUACCUAUUAUGCGGUGUUAGGAGAGCAACACGUCACUAUAACUCUAGUUGUUGAAGAACGUAUUGACGAAAAAGAGUUGACAGUAAUGGCAUCUGGAACAGAAAGUGAGGAUGAUGACGUUCAAGAAUACCUUGUGCCUCCGGGAAGUACAGCAACUAUAGCUUGUGAAUUAGAAGAAAACGAUUGUGAACGAGAAUUACUAUGGCUUAAAGAUGGCCACCCGAUUAGUUUCGAGAAUAUAUCGAAAUCUGAGCAUGUGAUUAAUGGCUUAAAACACUACCUAGUCAUCCAUGAUACAUGCAAUUCUGAUUCUGGUCUCUAUUCUGUUUCAAUAUCUUCUGUCGUAUUUCGAGUUGCUCAUCUGAUUGUUAAUGACUUGGCAACUUCGAAUCAAGGUUUACGACGAAAACGAAUCUCAAACAGCUCAUUAUACAAAUGA
This is a messenger RNA of Auanema sp. JU1783, 12162 nucleotides long. Lineage: Eukaryota; Metazoa; Nematoda; Chromadorea; Rhabditida; Rhabditidae. The record is from the annotation of a GenBank genome assembly.